Molecule: messenger RNA, 899 nt
Organism: Serpula lacrymans var. lacrymans S7.9
Lineage: Eukaryota; Fungi; Basidiomycota; Agaricomycetes; Boletales; Serpulaceae
Exons: 2
Coding region: 26-766 (246 amino acids)
Source: RefSeq, a predicted model, not a curated record
UACCAAUGUGUGGAACUGGCAUGCUAUGGGUGUCUCCUUGUCGUUGUGGAAUAUGGUAAAGGGAUGUCUGAAAGCUGGAAUGGGCAGGGAGGCUGUUCUUCACAUUAUUCGUGCCAUUCAAAAUGGUGUCCCAGAUGACACUGAAAAGGAAGAGGAGGAGGAGGAAGAUAUGGAGGAAGAGCCGGAGCAGGAUAUUCAUGACGAUGGUGGGGAACUGAUGCAAGAUGAUGAUGCUGGACCAAGUCACAAUGCCAAUAAUACAUCAGACGAAUAUAAUGACGCAUGGAAAGCAAACAGCGUUGUAGCUGAUGCGGGUGCUACCAACGCCCCACAGACUUCGGCUUCGGCCAACGGAUCACACGCUGCGCAUGAUAUGUCUACUCCACAGCCUGUAGCAGCAGCGCAACCCCAACAAUUCACCUUCGCCCAGCCAGGACCUUAUGUGUCUUAUCCAUAUCCACCCUAUCCUUAUUAUCCUCAUGCCAUGGGGCAACCACCUAAUCCACCACCUCCCGAUAAUAGUACCCCUGAACAAAAUUCCUUGAAGAGACCCUUUGGCUUUGGUGACAAUCCAGGAUCCGAAGUGGCGAUUUUGGAGCCAUCUCAAAAACGCACUCGUCAUUGUUGUAAAUGUGGGUCCCAGGAUUGCAAAGGGAAAGGAGGUCGCUCAUUCUGUUUGAGUGCAUGUCAAGAUUGUGGUAAGGUGGACUGUCGCGGAAGGAAUAGUAGGAGGCCUGAUAAAGUGUGUUCAGAAGCGUGGACUUAGUGUCUGGCUUUUGGAUUCAUUUGGGUGCUGUUAGCUAAAAUGUUCUAAGCGGUCUUGUAUAUUAUUAAGUUAGUGGAUAGUGUAUCACAGUAAACUUACAGAAGUAUCCAAUUUUUUGGCAUAUUUUAUUCCG